This is a messenger RNA of Vicia villosa (hairy vetch), 739 nucleotides long. RefSeq lists its product as uncharacterized. The record is from RefSeq and is a predicted model, not a curated record. NCBI's taxonomy places the organism in Eukaryota, Viridiplantae, Streptophyta, Magnoliopsida, Fabales, Fabaceae. Bases 148 to 549 code for a protein of 133 amino acids. The transcript has a single exon.
ACUUGACAUAGAAUAUAUAAAUCACUCUAUUAUGCUAAGUGCUACAAGUUAUAUAUCUAAUCCACAUCUCUUACCAAGUCCCACCAACCAUUUUUCUUUCAUAUUUCUACUUUUUCUAUUCCAUCAACCAAACCUCAAAAUCAAGCCAUGUUUAGAUCCACUAGUACUCGAAGAGGCCCUGAAAAAUAUGAGAAAUUAGAUAAAGAGUUUGGUGGAGAUAAUAAUGGAAUUUCCAAUGAUAAUGGAAUUUCAAAUGAAGAGUACUUGAAGAGAAGUGCAAGUGUUCCUUCAGGGCCAUCAAAUACAAAGGAUAAAAUGGCUAUGGCUUCAAACUUUGGUGAUAUUAAUCUACAAAGAAACCCUACAAAGAAAGUAAGUAGUAGUGAUCCUAAGAAUAACAGUGUUCACCCACUUUUGAAUUUCUUUGAUUUUAGGAGGAGGAAGAAGAAAGCAACAUCUAAGCCUGAAUUUGCUAGAUAUGUUGAGUAUAUGAAGGAAGGAGGCAUGUGGGAUUCUGAAUCAGAUAAGCCUGUGAUUUAUUACAAAUGAUGUGGAUUCAUCAAGUUUGAUUCAUGUUGGUGAUAUUUCUUGUAAAAAUUAGAGUUUGGAUUUUAUGUAUCAAGUUAAUUUGCAUAGGAGGAUGUAGUCAUGUAGAUCAAAGUUAGUUUAAAUGAUUUUGUUCUUUCAAAUUGUAUUAAAAAUAGUUUGAAGAAGAAAUAAAAAUGAACUAUUGUGUUUA